GAGAGAAAACGCAUGCGCGCGCGAGAAGGUGCUCGCGGGGCUGACUUCGGUCGACAACAAUCGCAGGAAGAUAACGUUAACGGUCCGACCUUCUCAGAACGCUUUUGAAUUUCGUUUGGAACGACGGAGCAAGAGAAAAGCCUGUGCCAGGAUUGGGCGGCGCGAGUCCCCUUGCAGUGGGCACCUUGUUGAGGGGGCUAAAAAAAAACACAAGCGGAGAAAAUGAACAGAAGUUACAGCAAGUCCAGCACGCUGAGGUGCUUGGACAGGGUGGCCGUAGAAGUGAAGAGUAAGUUUGGGGCAGAAUUCCGAAGAUUUUCCUUAAGCCGGUAUAAACCUGGAAAGUUUGAUGAAUUCUACAGUCUAAUCCUUCAUAUGCAUAACAUUUCAAACAUGGAUAUAUUAAUUGGAUACGCUGAUGUCCAUGGUGACCUGCUGCCAAUCAACAAUGAUGACAACUUCUGCAAGGCCAUUUCCAUGGCAAACCCAUUGCUAAGGAUUUUUGUACAACGGAAAGAAGAGGUAGACUACAAUCUCUUUGGCACAGAUUCACUGACACGAAAGAAAAAACCUUUGGGUGGUCUCCGUAAUGAUACCCUCCGAAAACGAAUUCACCUCAGCAUUAGUAUUCCUCAAGACUUCAGACCUGUCUCUUCCAUCAUUGAUGUGGAUAUUCUGCCUGAAACUCACCGGAGAGUCCGAUUAUACAAGCAUGGAUGUGAAAAACCCUUGGGAUUCUACAUUCGAGAUGGCACAAGUGUGAGGGUGACUGCUCAUGGACUAGAAAAAGUUCCAGGUAUCUUCAUCUCGCGGCUCGUGCCUGGAGGCUUAGCUGAAAGUACGGGCCUCCUUGCUGUUAAUGAUGAGGUCCUGGAGGUGAAUGGGAUUGAAGUGAUGGGUAAGACACUUGAUCAAGCUACAGACAUGAUGAUUGCCAACAGUCACAACCUUAUCAUUACAGUGAAGCCAGUGAACCAGAGGAACAAUGUUAACCGCAGCAGCCGUAUGUCUGGUAGCUCUGGCCAUUCCAAUGACAGUACAGCCAGCCAUCAUAGCCUACCCUCGGCCCAUGUGGUGCAGAACUAUAAUCCUGAAGAUGACAGUGAUGAGGAGGCUGACAUUAUUAUUGAGGGCUGUAGUGAACCACAGAGCAUUCCAGUUAAACUGCCAUCUUCAUCCUUCACCAGUUCACGAAUGAAUGCUGGUAAUCUGAGUCAGAGACUGCAAAAGGAGCUGACAUUCAAUGGAUCCAUUAGAAAAAAUAAUGGAAAUAUACUUAAAACAUUGAGCGCAAUCAAAGCUGAGGCAAGGCAUAGCCUAGCUCUCAGUAGAGGAGGCAUUGAAGAAGAUGGAACAGUGAUUACACUUUGAAAUGUUUGGUUUGGAUUGAUGUAAGGUGCCAAUGGAGAACAAUGAACUUUGAAAUUAAAAAAGUAAAAAUGAACAUAUCUAAGAUAUUUUUGGGAACAUUUCCCUUGUUUACUGGAACUCAGUAUCUUACAGGAUGUUCUUUCAAUUGCCUUUAAUAUUAAGGCUAAUACUAUUACUCAAAUAUGGUAGUAAACAGAUGUGGACUUUAAACCCAUAAAAUAAUUUUAAAUGAUAGUAAAGUCUUUAAUAAUCUAUGUCAAAAAGCACAAUACCAAAUUAUUUUUAAGCAAAAUCAUGAAGAUAUCCUGUGAGCAAAAAUGAUUGCAUUGUAUAGAACCACUUGCUAGAUGUAUUUGUUGCAAUAAUUAUGGAAGACCAAUUUAAUUAUCUUAGAUUCUCCAAACAUUACCCUGGUCCUAGGCAUUACAGCUGUUUAUCUAUGCAUAACCAAUGAAUUCUAGAUUAUGUUUAAAAUUAUUUUUCUUAGAUAAUGUAAUGCUAAAGGCUAACAAUUGGAAUUAGUUGCUGUAGUUUAGAAUUUUCCAGCAUAACAAUGCCCAAUCCAAUAUACACCUCCAGUGUUUUAUGUUUGUAUGUUUUAAUGUUGAAUAUGUUUGGGAUUUUUCACUCUGUACAAUAUGUCUUUACAAAAACCCUUUGGACCUGAAAAUAAUAUUGCCUUAUCAGUGAAUUAGAGACUGAGGCAUUUGGUAGGUUGCAUUGGUAACCUAAGAGUGAUGUACAUAGUGGUGGUAAUGCAAUCAAAUCAUAGAAAUUUACGGCAUGGAGGGAGGCCAUUCAGCCCAUUGUGUCCACGCUGGCCGACAAGUAGCAUCCAGCCUAAUCCCGCUGUCUAGUUCUUGGUCCGUACCCUUGUAAGUUACAGCAAGGUUAUGGCAAUUCAACUGCAUAUUCAAGUACUUUUUAAAAUGUUAUGUGGCUUUCUGUCUCUACCACCCUUAAGACGGUGAGUUUAAGAUCCCCACCACCCUCUUGGUGAAAACAUUUCCCUUUGAAUUCCCUCUAAAACUCCUACUUAGCAUCAAUCUAGGCCCCCUGGAUAUGAACCCCCUCAACCAAGGGAGAAUAGGGCCUUCCUAUCAACUCUGUCUAGGCUCCUCCUCAUUUUAUAAAAAUCAAUUCGGUCUUCUUUCAGCCUCCUCUGUUCCAAAGAAAACAACCUGAGCCUAUCCAUUUGUUCCCCACAACUAAAAUUCUCCAGUCCGAGAGAUAUUAUGUCAGAGCCAAUGGUAAAGGCUGAAUUGUUCAAAUCUCAGCAGGAAACUUGGAACAACUGUCAGAAUCUAUUGUUGCAAUUUGUAUGUUUCGAGAUGCAGGCUUUGAAUUUAGUAGUAAUAAGACCACUGAGUUUCAACAAGUGUUUUUUUAAUAUAAAACUAAAUUAAACAUUUGUUAAUACAAUAAAAAUUAUAAGCUCACACAUGUCUACAAAAUUACUACUAUAAUAACUACAAAAAUCCCCAAUUUAAUCUGACUUUCAGUUACACCACUGUUAAGGCGACUGUAAAACUCAUAGAUUUAAAAACCUCUGGCAGAGCACACCCUGCCAGGACAGCCGCAUUCAAAAUUAGUUUCAGCUCGGGGUCAUUGCAGACAGACUUGAGGCGUAACAGGCUGGAGGCUUCUCACAUUUGAUGGCUCUUAAGAUGCUUCUCCCUUACACACAAUCUCCUUUCUUCUUUAUACAUAUACUUCUCUUUGAAUGUAAAGUUUUCAUUGUAUUACUAGGUUUUUAACUUUACCUCUUCUAACGAUAACAUCCUUUGG
This is a messenger RNA of Carcharodon carcharias (great white shark), 3159 nucleotides long. Its product is annotated as partitioning defective 6 homolog gamma-like. Gene Ontology annotation, molecular function: protein kinase C binding. Gene Ontology annotation, biological process: centrosome cycle; establishment or maintenance of cell polarity; regulation of cellular localization. The record is from RefSeq and is a predicted model, not a curated record. The transcript has 3 exons. Bases 223 to 1371 code for a protein of 382 amino acids. NCBI's taxonomy places the organism in Eukaryota, Metazoa, Chordata, Chondrichthyes, Lamniformes, Lamnidae. Gene Ontology annotation, cellular component: apical plasma membrane; nucleus; cell cortex.